Molecule: messenger RNA, 1098 nt
Organism: Triticum turgidum subsp. durum (durum wheat)
Lineage: Eukaryota; Viridiplantae; Streptophyta; Magnoliopsida; Poales; Poaceae
Source: the annotation of a GenBank genome assembly
AUGAUUCUUCAGCAGCUAACACUUCCCACUUCCUCAACAGUCUCUGAAAAGACCAGCAGAGCAAGAAUGGCGAUCACACUGGUCUUGCUGCUCGUGCUACUUUUGCUACUGCCAGUGACUCGGGCCUUAGCUCAGGAGCAGCAGCAGCAGCAGCAGCAGCCGACGCAACAUGUUGUGCAGCCGGGCUGCCGUGACAAGUGCGGCAACAUCACCAUCCCCUACCCCUUUGGCAUCGGCGCGGGUUGCUUCCGUGACGAUGGCCGAGGUGGCUUCCAGCUUUUGUGUGAGGACUCCCUACCAGUGCCACGGCUGACCGUGGCUGACUACGGCAUCCAGAUCACCGGCUUAUCCAUUAGCACCGGCGAGGCCCAGGCCUCCCUCAACGCAUCACGCCACUGCUACAACAGCAAGGGGGGCAUCAUCAGCCAAGGCGGCCCGGUAGCUGUACCAAUCGUCAAGACCAACCUCCUCUUCUCGGCCACCAAGAACAGCCUCGUCGUGCUCGGCUGCCCCAGCCUCGGCUACCUCAACGACGUUGCCGGCUACUACGUCAGUGGUUGCAUGGCCAUGUGCCAGCCACAGAAAUUCAACGCGUCAGGGUCCUGCACAGGUGUCGCCUGCUGCCAGAGCACGAUACCCUCCGGCGUCGACUACUACCAGCCGAGCCUGCUCGACAUGCCGAAGAACAAGGGAGACCCGAUCUUCUAUGGAAAGAGCACGACCUGCCGGUACGUGUUCUUGGUGGAGACAGAGUGGUUAAGUACCGGCUACACCGGCGAGAACUUCAACCGGACAGACGACUUCGCCGUGCCCGUCGUUCUCGACUGGGCAGUACGGAGCGUCAGGAACUGCAGAGCUGCUAGGCGCAACGAAACCAAGUACGCGUGCCAGAGCACGGUCAGCCAGUGCGUCAAUUCCAGAAACGGCGCUGGGUACCGGUGCGAGUGCUCCAAGGGGUAUGAGGGCAAUCCCUAUCUAGAGGAUGGAUGCAAAGGUAUUCACAGAUAUAGAUCUUGCUGCAACUGGAACAUUACUCAACUGUUGUCCCAUUUAGCUAAAUGUCCACUGUCCUUCUACCAUUUUUGCCUCAUGCUCUAA